AUGAGCUAUCACGUUCUUUCAAAUGACUCGACGAGUGUCGAGUUGAUGCCAUUUACAGCCCUGGAAGAGCAGCAGGAGAAUAACGUUGCUGCUAAUAAUUUGGAAGAUUACGCCUAUCGGCAAUCGAGCAGCAUUUUCUUUGCGGGUCAGUGGGAAUCCUAUGGCUCUAAUUUGGAAGAGACGAGGCUGCAAUUCUGGAGCAAAUGGAAUGACAUCCAAUUUGCCAUUACCAGAAGAUGGCAAUUGCUCUCACAACGUCGUCAGAAGAGGCUUCACGUUGCUUUUGUACUAUUGGGAGUAUUGGUGAUUGUGCUUUCCAUUGAGCACGGAGUCAAGACUCUGCAUGAAAAACACGUCAAGCCACCUGUCAGUAAAGACAUGAUGGACGAUGAUGAUUCGGAAUGGGUGAACGACAGCAAUAAUAACGGUAAUAAUGCCAUGAGCAUUAUUCUUCAGGACGAGCAGGUAUAUGACAUUCCGGUGAAUCGUGUUCUUUGUGAGCAAGAGAUUCUUCCCUUGUUCGAAAUCCUGGAUGAAAGCUUGGAUCAUUUGUGCUUUCAACGAACCGAAAUGAAAUGUUCCAAUGGUGGUGGGGAGGAUCAAACUCUAUUUGAACGAGAUAAUGUCUUGUAUUAUCCCGACGGAUCUCUGUUUGAUCGUUCGCUCUUGUCUUGGUUUGAUUCUUGUCAACCGAAGGCAACAGAAACAUGGUCUCCUCUAUCGCCCACUUAUUCAGACUUUGACAAAGUGUGUCAAGAGGUGGUCGCAAUGCAAAACGAUGGCCAAGACAGCAUCACAAGCACUACACCCACCAGCACCACCAAUAAUCGAUUCUGCUCUACUACUUCCAGUCAUGAUGUGGAUUGGUCCAAGGUACAAGAAACUGUCCCCAAAUGUCUCAUGACGAUUCCUCACAAUUGCAACAAUUUGAAUUGGAAAAUAUUUCAAGAAGUCAUUGGUGGACAUUUGAAUUGCUGGGAAUUUCAAACUGCCUAUUUGUAUCUUCAACAUGACUAUGAGACCAUGGACGAUGGUGAUUGGCAUCAUCAUCCACGUAUUUGCAAAGGAGGACAAUAA
Messenger RNA from Cylindrotheca closterium, 1077 nucleotides. The record is from the annotation of a GenBank genome assembly. NCBI's taxonomy places the organism in Eukaryota, Bacillariophyta, Bacillariophyceae, Bacillariales, Bacillariaceae.